Molecule: messenger RNA, 3234 nt
Organism: Penicillium hordei
Lineage: Eukaryota; Fungi; Ascomycota; Eurotiomycetes; Eurotiales; Aspergillaceae
Exons: 3
Coding region: 1-3234 (1077 amino acids)
Molecular function (GO): phosphopantetheine binding
Source: RefSeq, a predicted model, not a curated record
AUGACACAUGAUCCAUAUGGGACUCACGACGGCCAUAGUAUUGGUACCACAAAGGACUCAGUAGCCAAAAUGUUCCUCGGGGGAGAAUGCGGCAAGCGACUAAUACCCAAUGUUAUUGAUGAGACAGCUCACAAAACUCCCGAUCUUGAGUGCAUGUCAAUUCCACGGAGCAACAAUCCCUGCGAUGGAUGGAAACCUGUGACCUGGGCUGAGGUCGCGAACGCCGUCAACUAUGUCGCAAACAUGCUCAUUACGCAGAAUGGGCAUCCGGUGCCUGGAAAAUUCCCUACAGUGGCAUACAUCGGCUUGGAGGACCCGCGCUACCCCAUAUUCGUGGUCGGUGCCAUUAAGGCCGGCUACCAGGCCCUGCUUAUUUCUCCUCGCAACUCCAUCGAGGCGCAACUGAACCUGUUCGACAAGACAGAUUGCAACAUAAUAUAUCAUGAACUGCAGUUUGUGUCAAUGGUGCAGCCGUGGGUGGAUGCCAGGCAGGGGAUGAGGAGUGUAGCUAUAGCGCCAUUCGAGGAGUGGGUUGUUGAUGGAGUGACACCGGUCUUGUAUACUAAGCCAUUCUCUGAGGCAGAAUGGCACCCCUACGUGGUACUGCACACAAGUGGCAGUACCGGCCUUCCUAAAGCAGUAGUCCUGCGGCAGGGUAUGGUUGCUCAGAAUGAUCUUCAUCGUUACGUCCCGUCGCUCAAUGGCACUUUGCCUUGGCUUCCGACAUGGACCAGCUCUCCUAAUCCGCGCCACCUGCUCGUCAUGCCCUUGUUUCACGCUGCAGGCAUCAUGCUCUCAACCUUGUGUGCCUUCUACUAUAACGCGCCGAUCGCAUUCCGAGACCCCUCUUGUCCUAUAACAGGCGAUAAUGUGGUCAAGUGGCUGCAAAACAGUAACGCGGGGUGGACGGCUAUACCGCCCGCCAUCCUAGACCAUAUGUCUUACUCGGAGGAGGCACUCAACGAGCUUAGAAAACUCCAUGUCGUGGCCUUUGGGGGAGGCGCUAUUACCCCCGAGACGGCUCAUCGACUGGCACACUAUGGUAUUAAGACGGCGAACGCCAUCGCAGCUACUGAGUUUUCUUUCUUUCCUUACUACUCUCAACCGGAACCCGCCAUGUGGCCGUGGUUCAUCAUUCCAAGUGAUAUAAUGGGUAUCAAAUGGCGAUUGGUUGGCGACGAUACGUACGAGCAAGUCAUAGUGCGCAAGGACAAACACCCGGGGCUACAGGGUUGCUUCUAUACCUUUCCCCAGCUGGACGAGUUCAGCACCAAAGACCUGUACCGGCCACACCCGACCCUGGCAGACCACUGGACAUACGUGGGACGGGCCGACGACAUCAUUGUCUUCUCCACGGGAGAAAAGCUCAAUCCCGUGUCUAUUGAAGGCGCCAUCAUGGGGCACCCAGCGGUGUUCAGCGCGCAGGUUGUUGGUAGUAAGCAAUUUCAUGCUGGGCUAAUGAUCGAGCCUGUUCAGUAUCCCAAAAAUGAGAAGGAAAGGCAACUCUUUCUUGAUGAUAUUUGGCCAACUAUUGAGAAGGUUAAUGGUGAAACGGUUGCACACGGCCGUAUCCUACGCGAUUAUGUGUUUUUGUCGGAUCCGCAGCGCCCAUUUCCUCGUGCAGGGAAAGGUAGUAUUCAACGCUCUAUGGUGGAAAGAUUAUACGCAGAAGACAUUGAAGUAUUCUUUCACAACAGAGACAAUUUGGUUGUGGCUGUGGACCUUGAUGUCACUUCUGAGACGACAGUUUUGGGUUCUGUUUGCGACUUGGUUCGGAGCAUGCUCAAACUCCCUGAAUUGGACACAGACGAUGAUUUCUUUACCGCUGGCAUGGAUUCGCUGCAAGCAAUCCAACUCUCUCGUGCGUUGCUUGUCGCCCUAGAGAAAGCGGGUGUUAAAUCCAGCGAGCAGACGGUGGAAUCGAGGAUUAUCUAUGCCCAUCCAACGAUCACACAACUAGCGGCGUAUGUCUUCUCCCUGGCCUGCGCAAAUUGCAGACAGAGCGGCCCAACCAGUAAUCCAGGCGUGAUGGCAGAUGAAACAGCUAUUUGCAGUGCACUCGUCGACAAAUACACUCAUGACCUUCCAGCUGCAGUACCGAAUAAGCCGGCUCCGGCCGACAAGAGACAAGUCAUCAUUAUCACAGGCACAACGGGUGCAUUGGGAUCGUACUUGCUGGACUUUACUUUAAAAUGUCCCAAUGUUAGCAAGGUAAUCUGUUUCAACCGUUCUGUGAAUGGCUUAGAACGCCAGAUUGAGGCGAGUACAUCCCGGGGCUUAUCGACUGAUUUCUCCCAGGCCGAGUUCCUGCAGGUAAAUCUUGCGGAACCAGGCUUGGGCCUUGCCCCCGAGGUAAAAAGUCGACUUGCCGACGAGGUGGAUCGCGUGAUCCACAACGCCUGGCCUGUCAACUUUAACAUGUCCGUGGCGUCGUUUGAGCCGCACAUCCGCGGGGUACGUCACCUUGUCAAUUUCAGCGCACAAGCUGCCCGCAAAACUGUUCCCGUGACUUUUAUUUCAUCAAUUGGAACCGUGGAAAGAUGGGAUAACCCCGAAGUACCUGUACCUGAGACAGCGCUACCAGAUUGGUCCCUCGCAACGAUGGGGUACAGCCAGUCCAAGCUCGCAAGCAGCACGAUCCUCGACAAAGCUGCAAAGGUUUCAGGCGUGCCUAGUGUCAUAGUACGGGUUGGUCAAGUUGCGGGCCCACGCAGCGAGAAAGGCAAAUGGAAUCCGCAAGAGUGGCUUCCAAGUUUAGUUCGGAGUUCCGUUCACCUAGGUCUCCUGCCUGACUCCCUUGGCACAUUUGAUCAUGUGGGCUGGGCACCAGUGGAGGACAUCGCAAAUGUGGUACUGGAGAUUUCGCGUGUGACAUCUCUUUGGUCAGUAGAAGAGAUUAGCGGGUACUUCCAUGCACUCAACCCAAAGGCUACCAACUGGUCUAGCCUCAUACCCGUCCUGCGUGAGUUUUACGGAGAGAGGAUUCAAAAGGUGGUCUCGCUGGAAGAGUGGAUCCAUGCACUUGAAAAGAGCCAGGUUCAUCCUGUGAUGGAUGACAACCCGGCGGUGAAACUGCUUGACACAUAUCGAUCGGUAGCAGAGGGUGCGAAGAUGGGAAUCAAGGCAGCAUCACUGGAUACCACGCGAACUGAGUUUUAUAGCUUGACAAUGCGGCAGAUGGAGGAGGUUUCGCCGGAAUUGAUGAGAAAUUGGUGUGCGCAGUGGCAAUUUUGA